Hyposmocoma kahamanoa is the source of this 5565-nucleotide messenger RNA. RefSeq names its product nucleoporin NUP188 homolog (gene Nup188). The transcript is spliced from 16 exons. The record is from RefSeq and is a predicted model, not a curated record. NCBI's taxonomy places the organism in Eukaryota, Metazoa, Arthropoda, Insecta, Lepidoptera, Cosmopterigidae. Bases 16 to 5493 code for a protein of 1825 amino acids. Gene Ontology annotation, biological process: RNA export from nucleus; protein import into nucleus. Gene Ontology annotation, cellular component: nuclear pore inner ring. Gene Ontology annotation, molecular function: structural constituent of nuclear pore.
UUGUGUUCGCAAGUUAUGGUUUCCAGCAACGAAAGUUACUGGAAGCGUUUGUGGCGGUGGACAACGUCUGAAAGUCUGACCAGAGAUGAAUUGGCCACUUUACUCGAUAAUAAAGCGGUGAAAGACGGAUUGCGAGAAGGUCUCGCAAGUUACAAGCUGGCAAAAACGAAUACAUUUUCUCAACUGCAGGCUAAGCAUACUGACCAGGCAAAAUUGUUGAAUGUCGUAAACAUCUUACAAAAUUACCUUGACAAAGACUGUUUCCAAAUAUGGGAAAUAAUAAAACAUUACCUCAGUGACAUUUCAUGUGGGACAUCAGCCAAUGCUCUUAAAAAUGUAGCUUUUGUAGACACCAGACCAACUGUCCUUCUUUCACACAUAUGGAACUUUUAUCAUGCUGAAAGGCUCUUUGUUCUUAAAUUGCUGCAAUACAUAAUCCAAUUCAAAGACAACACAAAUCAUAAAUACAAUGAACAGUUCAAAAAAGUCAUCGAUGACAUUGGGAUGGAUACUCUAAAAACAUCUCUAUUGAAUCAGUUUGAAAAGCUACUUUCUGUUGCACCUCCUCCAAGAAAAAUACAAAGCGAUUUUUCAAGUGAAACUGUCAGACAGGAAUGGGCGGAAUCUAAUCUUCGUGAACAACUGGCUAUAUUACAAAUCCUUUUGUUAAUUGCAAAUGAAAGUGCCUUUUCUGACAAUGAAUUUAAUAGGCUUUUUGACUUGUUUAGAAAACAUAGCUUUGGAAAGACUCAAGGGUAUAAUGAUUUGCUGGAAGAGAGACAUAGAGAGCAUGGCCUGAGGAUAAUGUAUAUGGAGGUGUGCCUGUUUAUGGUCAUUUUGGAUGACAGUAAAAUCUCCCAACUCUCAUCAUGGAUAGAUAAAACAAAAGAAAGUGUGGAAUAUGAACUAACAAAGUUGCACAUGAGCUCAGAACACAGUGCUCUGCUUAUUUCUUGGAUGAUGUUAAUGUUGAAGAGUGAACAACACAUGAAGUUGUUCGAAAGUCAGUACCAGCAUUACGGAGCAACAGCAUUGAAAAUGCACGUUUUUGAAUUCCUACAACAAAUGCUCAAUAACUCUGUUUUUUCGGACAAAUCAAAAUGUGCCCUGGUGGCCAGAAAGCGUGUUUUUCGAUUGCUCAAUGAACUCUGCAACAAAUUUGACGGCGAUGGUACUAUCAGCCAUCAACCUGGAGUUAUGAAACUUUGCGCAGAUUUGAUACAGUCCCCAACCAUUGCCUGUGAAUUUUGGACAUUGUACAAUCAAGAUGAUGAAUAUGGUGUAGUGUCGAUUUGGAAUUCUGCUUUGGAGUUCUUCCCCUUCAACUUUAGUGCGCUUUCGAUUUUGGCCGCCGGAUUGGCUCAGGCUGGGAAGUGUAGUGUUAGAAAUUUAAUAGCAGAACUGAAAAACUUACCUGUGUACACCGAAAUGUACAACCCAAAUUCAGUGCCAAUAAUGUCCUUGCAAGCUGAUGAUGCUCUCAUUGGCCGCGAUUAUUACCCUCUUGGAGACCCUUCGUAUCGCAUUGAGGCAGGCUCAAAGGCCACAAUAAUGGAACGAAAAGAGGGAACCAUGAUACACUUUCGCACACCAUAUUCUUAUUGGACCAUCUUCAAUAGCGAAAUCGAGAAAGCACUGGACAGGAAAGAACAUCAUCAACAAAACAUCAACGCUACACUACAAAGGGUUUACGAAGGAACUAAAGUUUUGAAAGGUGUACUCACAGCUUUAGUUGAGGAUAAAGAAAUCCCAAAAUAUUUGGUUACGCCCAGUGAAGGAGUCUUUGAUGUUCUUGUGAGAUUCAUGAGAGCAGAAUCACCGCCUUUAGCUCUUUUAGUUGAAUGUGUUGAAAUUUGUACUACCCUGAUUCCAAUAUUCCUUAAAGAAGUUCAUUUGAGACUUAUAAACACAGGUCUUCUUCCCCGAAUAGUAAACUACCACCUGACUUACAUUGAAUACGCGAAUGGUGCGUCAUUUGAUUCAGCUGCAGUCGGUUCUUAUUUAGUGACGAUUGAACAACCCAGUGGAAGCUACAACUUCCUGAGUGCUUAUAUUGAUAUGUUGUAUGCUUUUCAUGAGGCUUCAACCGAAGAUCGUAUUACAAUCGACAUACUCCUCCCUGGCCUUGUUUUAAUCCUGCGCGAAGUAUUUCCCAAUAUAUGCGGCUGGCGUUACACUAAUACUGGCGUACGACGUAAAUUAGUAGAGAAAUGCGCCAAAUUUCUCACAUCUGUUCUUCAACAAAGUAAAGACGGCAACAGCGUAGAAUUAUUGAAGAAGACGUGUAUCUACAGCUUGUUGCACACGGAAAAUGCAUUGGAGUUGUUGAAGAUUAUUUCUAUUGGGAACGACAAAUUGGAACAAAUGAUCCACGAUGAACCAAAUUGGACAUCAGGCACAGGGUCCCAAUUCUUAUCAACCAUCCAGCGAUGUGUGGCAAUCAUAAUGUUUUCGCUAAAAUUGAAACACAUGGUCUCUAAAGGAGAAGUGACGCCUCUAGAGCGUUUGAUUUUCGCUCAAAACAAACAAAUGGACACGUUGAAAGUGGUGCCAAAAGUGACAAGUUAUAUUAACCAUGCUUUUAAUAAAAAUCUUCCAGUAUUGUGCUGUCGACUGUUGAAAAGAUUUGCCGAGGAUUUCCAAAUGUCUCUCUUCGCCUCUUUAGACAUGACAGCGUAUCAAGUGAGAGUGAUUUUCCUAGAUCGAUUAAGAGAUCAAUACGAAACAAUAGAAUUGAAAGUUGCUAUCUUAGAAUUUGUUGCAACAUGCAUCGGGAAGCAACCGGGCCUAACCGAAGCAUUCUUCAUGAACAACCAUGAAAAUAUGAAGAACGAUGAAAAGGAUAAGACCGCAGAAAAGAAAAACAUAGAAGACGAUAGUUUUGAAGGUAUUCUUGGAUACAUGGCAGACUAUUUAGGAACUGUUAAAGAGGAUGUGAAAUUACUUCAUAGCCCACUUCUUGGGUGUAUUAUGGAACUCUUUCACGCUUUGUGGAAGAACAAUAUGCAGAUUUUAGUAAAGAAACUUCGAGAAAAUCCAAAGUUCUGGGAACACCUUACCAGCCCUUUGUUUAGUGAUAUCCAACCAGGCUUAAGAACAUACACGCAAAUAUUUAAUGUCCUUGGCAUUGAACUUUUUGUAUCAAGAGAAAAAAUUGAUACAAACCUUAAGGAAAUGCUUGAAGAGUUUUUCGAUGUUGGCAAGAAACAUCUAGAGCAAUGGAUUAAUCACAUUUUCUCCUUUAAAGGCAGAGACGAUUCUGUAGAAGCUGUGGAUAAAGUGCCUAUUUGGUUAGGAUUGCUAACGUCCUGGAAAGAUUUCACAACGAUAUUCUGCAAAUGCCUGCCGUUUAAGUUGAAUAUUGCACACAAAUCUAAAUUGGUUGCGUCUUGCUUAAAUGCAUUAAUGAAUGAACUAGACGAAUUGAAAGACGGUCGCUUAGUAGUCAUCUUAGCUGAAUUGUACGUAAUCAUGUUGGCCAAUUGGAAAGACGAUUGCUUUGACAACAGAAAAGCGAAUGCAAAACAAAUUGAUAACUUGCUGACUAAUACAGCUAUAGUCUAUGAAUGUCUACAUCCACGAGCUAUCCGCGCUAUACUUUCAAUCGGAACUGUGGCCAUUAGUAUAUUGGAUUAUAAAAUUAAAGCGAAUAGCGUCACAGCGCAAAGUGUUAUUCGAGCCGUGACUAACAUCAACAGCAUAGAGCUUGAGAAACUGUUUGAUUACAUAAAAGAUGAACCGCGGUCCGAGACUCAAGGAAACGGGCACCCAUUGAAUGAGGACGUACCACCUGUGGUGUUGUCCCUCGCUAUGCUAGAACAAUGCUUGGACUUGUACGACGACAUGUUCACAGGACUGUCUCAAUGGUUCCAAUCAAGCAGAUUCAUAAACAAGCUUUUGUGCUGUCUACAAAUAUGUUUGCAGAACAGACGUCAUUACCAAACGUCUCUGGCCGCAUUACGUUGCCUGACAGCUUAUUCCAGGGGUCCUUUCUCGAAGGAUUUGUUACUAAGUGACGUAGACCAGUUUCUGUGGCUGCAACUGCUUCCUCCGAAGAUUGACCCGAAUGGGUCGUCGCCUACGGUCUGGAAACCUCAAGAAUGGUGGCGUGUGUAUGCGUAUAGCUUGGACUUCAUAUCUAUGAUGGUGAUGAAACAUGGGCAGUUCUUUGCAAGUGACGCAAUCACAUUCGUUGGAGUCCAUUUGGAAUAUUUGAUCGAAGCUGUUCUAUUACCUCGUCAAGUCGCAAAUAUUGACGCUCUGAACCUGUGUGCAUCUACCCUUAUCCUGGUAGUUCAGUUAGUAAAAUUUGAGGCUAGGUGGCGGCUACAAAAUAUAAACUCAUUGAAUGGAAUCAUGCGAAGCAUAAGCGCAUGUCUAUAUCAGUGUGUGACAAUGAUGAUGCGAGCUCGACGCUCUUCAGAUCCAAUGCUGCAAUCUACUGACGAGGCUCUUCACCAAGCCCCUGUUCUCCAACGAAUCCUGGAAAUAUUGCAUAUGGCGACUUUAUGUCUGUUGUCGUUUAGUCCGGACCUCCUAUCUCUUCUCGCGGAUCCCGGAUUGGAUUUAGAAAGAUGGCAACCCCUGGUGGAGCUCCAUUUUGGCGCGCCCAAGAUUUCUUACGAACCAUUCCCACAGCUUACAUUUGGGACGCUUCUGUGUGCUAUAGCAAUUCUUACCAGAUCUCUCAACCACGCUUACCAUGCGGAAGAAGGCAGUGGCUCCCGUUCCCCACGCAGUCGCCGCCGCCUGUGCUCCUGCGGCAGCCCAGGGGACCCGCGCCGCGUCAACCGCAGCGAAUCUAUUACCAGCAUCUCGUCGGCUGCCAGUGCUGUGCACUGGCCUAACGAAAAGCUGGUCGCUGGUGCUACCCAGGCAGCUGCUACUUUACUCGCCUCUCAGGCACUGUUAGCUGUUCGCGAUCCAAAAGUUCCUGGACGUCACAAACAACUGAUCCGUCGUGAGCUGGGCUCUGAGUUGACGCUGUACCACGACUUCGUUCGCAAGAGAAUUCUGUGUGCUGCACAUGUGCGUCCUCAUCUUACUCGGAACAAACUUGGAGCUUGGCCAUUAGAACCCAAUAAAGAAGAGGUGAAAAAAAUCCAAGAAGCUAGAAAGGAUUCUGUUAGUGACGACGAUGAUAGGUCUGUGCCGCGCCCGCCACCUCCGAAGCGAUCCUCGCAAGAUUCCAUGCGCGAGUACAUCCUUCGUAAGCAUUACCUCGACAAAUGCGCACAAACACCAACCAAAGGCCCACCUUCCCCUGUAUCUCACUCUACACCGGCAACAGACAAGAAAAAAGAAGCUUCUAGAAGUUCGAAAAGAGUUUCUUGGGCAGAAACUACGAGAGACAGCGAUGAUAGUCUGGAUAGCUCACUAGAAGAAAUCGAGCCUGUUUAUUCAAACCUAACUGAUGUACUAAUCAAUAAUGAGGACGAUUAUUUCCACUUUUUAUCAGUUGUGUUUCUUUAUAUUUGCCAAACUGAAUUGUGACUUUUUAUUGUGUUAAUUAUUUUUUAAUGUAUUAAGUAAUUGUAGUAAGAUAUUUUGAAUAAAUAAUGUCAC